Messenger RNA from Myotis brandtii (Brandt's bat), 2611 nucleotides. RefSeq names its product UTP15, U3 small nucleolar ribonucleoprotein, homolog (S. cerevisiae) (gene UTP15). The transcript has 14 exons. Bases 634 to 2175 code for a protein of 513 amino acids. Gene Ontology annotation, molecular function: protein binding. Gene Ontology annotation, cellular component: nucleolus. The record is from RefSeq and is a predicted model, not a curated record. Gene Ontology annotation, biological process: rRNA processing; positive regulation of transcription by RNA polymerase I. Lineage: Eukaryota; Metazoa; Chordata; Mammalia; Chiroptera; Vespertilionidae.
UGAGCCGUUACGUCAUCAGCGGGCGACGGGCCUGGCCUUUCCAUUCGCCGGGUGUUUCGGCGACUACUGAGGGUCCAUGUGACCGGCUCCUAGUGCUUCUGGGCUGCCCCGGGAGGGGUCUAGCGGGGUCCAAGAAAUUCUCCCGAAGUCCGGGUGUUUCGGCGGACCCCCGGGGCCAUCGGAGAACUUCACAGCCCAGCGGAAACGCACACCGUGAAUCUUCCUGGGAGCCACCCAGAUGUCACAUCACUUCUCGCCUCCAUGCCUCUGCACUGUGUCGUGCCCCCCCCGCCAAUGCUGUUCCUCACUCAUCUGGCAAAUUACUGCUACUACUCCUGCUACUGCUCCUCAGUUUUCCUUCUUAAUGUUAAACUGUUUCUCUCAGGACACAGUGAUGUGCUCUUCUGCUCAUACUCUAGUAUGGGGCAAAGUCCGGCAGGCGGAUCGGGCCUGGUGCUUGUUUUUGGGUAGUCAGUGAGCCAAGAGUGGUUUUUACAAAUGAACAGUUGCAGUCUAUUUGAUGAUAGGAAACACUCACUUUGAACCUGAAACAUAAGGCAGAAUCACUAAAAUUAUUUCUAACAUCAUUUUCAGACUACUUACUUUUGGAUAACAGUCUAAUUGUAUGAAACUAUGGCUGGUUAUAAGCCUGUAGCUAUUCAGACAUACCCUAUACUUGGUGAAAAAAUCACCCAGGAUACACUGUACUGGAACAACUAUAAGACCCCUGUUCAGAUCAAGGAGUUUGGCGCAGUGUCAAAAGUAGACUUUUCUCCACAGCCUCCAUAUAAUUAUGCUGUCACAGCUUCUUCAAGAAUUCACAUUUAUGGCCGAUACUCCCAGGAACCUAUAAAAACGUUUUCCCGAUUUAAAGACACAGCUUACUGUGCUACUUAUCGACAGGAUGGUAGAUUGCUUGUGGCUGGCAGUGAAGAUGGUGGAGUUCAGCUUUUUGAUAUAACUGGGAGGGCUCCCCUCAGGCAGUUUGAAGGCCAUACUAAAGCAGUCCAUACAGUAGAUUUUACAGCUGACAAAUAUCAUGUGGUCUCUGGGGCUGAUGAUUAUACAGUUAAAUUAUGGGAUAUUCCAAACUCCAAAGAAAUUCUGACAUUCAAAGAGCAUUCUGAUUAUGUGAGGUGUGGAUGUGCUAGCAAGCUGAACCCAGAUCUCUUUGUAACAGGGUCUUAUGAUCAUACUGUGAAGAUGUUUGAUACACGAACAAACAAGAGUGUUAUCUCGGUAGAGCAUGGUCAGCCAGUGGAAAGUGUCCUGCUUUUUCCCUCUGGAGGUCUUCUGGUAUCAGCAGGAGGCCGUUAUGUUAAAGUCUGGGACAUGCUAAAAGGAGGACAGUUGCUAGUGUCUUUGAAAAAUCAUCAUAAAACUGUGACAUGUUUAUGUCUGAGCAGCUCUGGACAGAGGUUACUCUCUGGUUCACUGGACAGGAAGGUGAAAGUAUAUAGCACAACUUCCUACAAAGUAGUCCACAGUUUUGAUUAUGCAGCUUCAAUUCUGAGUCUUGCACUUGCACAUGAAGAUGAGACAAUAGUUGUAGGAAUGACCAAUGGAAUACUGAGUGUUAAACAUCGGAAAUCGGAAGCGAAGAAGGAUUCUUUUCCCAGAAGAAGAAGGCCUGCAUAUCGAACUUUUAUUAAAGGGAAAAAUUAUAUGAAGCAAAAGGAUGACAUUUUGAUUAACAGGCCAUCAAAAAAACACCUAGAAUUGUAUGACAGAGAUCUGAAAAAUUUCCGGAUCUCCAAAGCACUUGACAGAGUCCUCGAGCCCAGUUGUACAAUCAAGACACCUGAGAUUACAGUUUCCAUCAUAAAGGAACUCAAUCGAAGAGGAGUUCUUGCAAAUGCCCUUGCAGGUCGGGAUGAAAAGGAAAUCAGUCGUGUUCUUAAUUUUUUGAUAAGGAAUCUGUCUCAGCCGAGAUUUGCUUCUGUUUUGAUCAAUGCUGCUGAAAUAGUUAUUGAUAUAUAUCUGCCGGUAAUUGGUCAGUCGCCUGUAGUUGAUAAAAAGUUUUUGUUACUUCAAGGACUUGUAGAAAAAGAGAUUGAUUACCAAAAAGAACUGCUAGAAACCCUGGGGAUGAUGGAUAUGCUUUUUGCUACCAUGACAAGGAAAGAAAGCACUCCUGCAUCUGAUGGACUUCUAGAAAACAGGAUAGAGUCCUAGUGCCUGCUUAAUAAGACACAGGACUGCUAACUUGGGAUAGAAUUGAUUCUAUUAACUAUUGGAAAGAAAAUCUCUCUGACGCGAUAAAAAAACUAUUGACAGAAGCAAUUUUAUGGAAGAGACUGGAAUAACUAUGAUUGGAAAAUAAGUAUCUGGUUUGUUACAUGGUUUUCCAUGUAAUAGUUUGAAUUAUUUUGUGGCAUCUUUGGCUAGAAGAUCUCAACUGUCUUGAUCAUAAUGCACGUCCACCUUGGACAAGUUGAUACUAAUUUUAAUGCAGCAAAGUUCUGUACCAGCAUUUGGAUAGGCAUUCAGAACUGUGGAUAUAGUUUCCAUUGGAAUCAUGCCAAAGACACGGAUUUAUUUAUUUUUUACCCAUUCCUGGAAAAAAAUAAAACAAAUGGUAGCAACAAAUAAAUUACUUCUUUAAUCAGUC